AUGCUCUCCUGCUAUUGUCGACUCGUCGAUGCCGUCGGCAACAAGGGCGGUCCGGCCAGCGCGGACGGAGGCACCCACCGCCACCACAUCGCCGCCGCCGCCAGCACCACGUCCCCCGACUCCUCGUCGCCUGAGGCAGCGGAAUCAGAGCUGUCGGCGUCGUCGUGGCAGCCUCUCCCACGCUCCGUCCUGCACCUCUACCAUUUCGGUAUGAGCUCUACCACCGGAUACGCCGCCCCUUUCGUGCCGUGGGCUUCACGCGCCGGCGAGAUAUUCUACUCUUGGCGCAACAAGAUGUCGUCUCUGCCGUGGAUGCGGAGGCGCGGUCUCGUCGGCGACAGCAACGUGCCCCUUUCGCCAAAGCCAUCCACUGCAUCCCGUAGCGCUCCUGCUCAGAAGCCGUUCAUCCCGUGGUUCCCCGGCGAUCCUCGGGCGCACACACCAAGCGGCCCUCCUUCUCAGAAGUCGUUCAUCAAGUGGACCCACGGUGAUCCUUGGGCGCACACCCCAAUGUUGCCUGCUUGGUCCUGUUUCGCUCUCGCCAACCUGCUCCUCUUGCUCCUCCUCCACCACCGCAGAGCAACCAGGACGCAUCUCAUCCACCUUCUCCAGCUGAGGCUAGUAAGGACUGUCAGGGAUUCUUGGCUCAGCUGGCAUUUGCUGCUAUAG
Molecule: messenger RNA, 669 nt
Organism: Miscanthus lutarioriparius
Lineage: Eukaryota; Viridiplantae; Streptophyta; Magnoliopsida; Poales; Poaceae
Source: the annotation of a GenBank genome assembly